This is a messenger RNA of Alternaria atra, 2013 nucleotides long. RefSeq lists its product as uncharacterized. NCBI's taxonomy places the organism in Eukaryota, Fungi, Ascomycota, Dothideomycetes, Pleosporales, Pleosporaceae. The coding region runs from base 1 to 2013 and encodes 670 amino acids. The record is from RefSeq and is a predicted model, not a curated record. The transcript has 3 exons.
AUGGCUGAACAUGAGGGUUCAUGGCAUGACUCACCACCUGGACAUCGACAAACCGGCAACAAAAACCACAAGGAGUCUACCGGAUCGAGGAGGUCAUUGUUUCGCGGCAAAAAGGGCAAGAGGCUAAGUGAGACGCCCAUGAUCAACGUUGAUGAGUAUGACGGGGAUGCCAACGAAAGGCGAACAUCGAUCUUGCGGAAGAGCAAAAGAGGUAACACUCAAGCUGAGGAGGCUGCAGGUGCGAACCUAAUAAGCCGUAUUUCGAGCCCAUUCGACUUUCAGCACCUCUCCCAUACUGAUCGACAUCAAAUCGCUGCCCUCGAAAAGCAACUCCCAGAUUCACCAACCGAGAGCCUCCAUUUCAGGAACUUUUCUUCUGAAAACCUUGCAAUUGGAGAGGAUAGAUCCUCAUCUGCCCUUGGCUUUAGAUCACCCCCUCGCAGUCCAGAUGCGCGCCAUGAGUCGGAAAAUGCACCCCAUUUUCCAAUGAUGCGACGACCACUACGUCUAGCCCGAUCUAUAGAGAGCUUCUCCCAACCCGGUAUCAGCCCUCGGAAACAUACCCACACAUCUUCUUCGGUACAGGCGCCUCUCCAAUCGCCAUAUCUCCCUCUUGGACCUCCUUUCGAUACACCUGAAAUUGCAUAUGAAGAGACAGGACCAAUCCCACGCAGAUCGUCUCGAUCCAAGCGAGAAUCAGGUAUCUGGGACUCGUUUGCGCUCUCGGCUGUGUCCACACCAGACAUAAUACCUGAAAUACUAGAAGACUCCUCGUAUUUCGGCCAUGCGGUAACAACACCUGACGACUCGGCCAUUCACGCAACGACACCGCCAUCGUUUAGCCCUAGUCUCGCAGAUGUCGCUGAGGAACCAGAGAGAUUCGUCAGCCCAAGGCCUGCACCACAGCCGCCAAUGAAGACCCCGACUUCACCGAGAUCGCCCUACUUUGGGUCGUUCUCCUUUCAGAGCCCGCGAUCACCAGUCAACUCUAGGGCACAUGGUCGGGGUCAAUCUCCUGCCUCACCAAGGGCAGCACCGUCUGUCUCGCGACCCUCAUCGCAGAUGUCUGAUACGUUGGGCUCGGGUAGUAUUCCAAGGAGAAUGUCCAUUCGAAAACCUACUCAUCGUCGCCAGUCGAACACAUGGCGCGCAAUAGAGGAGUCAUGGGAAGAGGACGUUGACUAUAUUUAUGACAACGCCCUCGAAGCUGACUGUGACUUCGAAUGGGAUCGUGCAUCUGAUGAUGGUGUUCGCUGUUGCGAAACACCUUCUGCGGAGCAAGCGAAUAACGACAACCUAAGAAUCACGCCCGCUGAUAGAGAGCGCUUCGCUUCUGACAAUUUCCGCUCGUCUCUACUCGUUCCCAGCACAGGAAGUGUGCCAGAGCUAGUCCCAACUUCUGCGAUAUCCACAUCUACCAUGGGUACUGGACUGCCACCAACACCAUCGGGAUUCUUCAAUGCCAACCGCUUCAGCGGCGACACUGGAUUCAUACUAAGCCCUUCCCUCCUUGUCCCCCAAGAAUACAAGGAUACCAGAGAAGUCACUUACGAGGACUUGCUUGACGACCGAAAGUCGCUUGGCUUUAGUCUGGCAGGCGAUCAAUUAUCGGAGCAGAUCGCAUUUCUCAACGAAGACAAAGAAGACGAUGACGUUACGCCGCCAGGGCGUACUUUGGAAGGGCGAACAUUUUUCGCUUCAGAUGACGAAGCGCCACAAGAUGAGGAGCAAUCUCGCAGCUCCAUAGAGACUGAGCUCAGGGCCUCGCUUGAUCUGGCUCGACGUGGCUCGCAGCGUACCAAUCAUCCCACCGUCGAAGAAGAGCUCAAGUCAUCGCUCGAUCUUGCGCGUCAAGGGUCACCACGCUCCGCUCGUACUUCAGCACGCCAGCACAAACAAGCCCUGUCUGACGGUGCUGCCAAGCUGCUUUCCGUUUCUGUACCUAAAGAAGACUCAUCAGCCAAGCUACGCAAUCGCUCAGCGACCACAGCGCAGGCGCGCUCCCCAUGCUGA